Cantharellus anzutake is the source of this 543-nucleotide messenger RNA. RefSeq lists its product as uncharacterized. The coding region runs from base 1 to 543 and encodes 180 amino acids. Lineage: Eukaryota; Fungi; Basidiomycota; Agaricomycetes; Cantharellales; Hydnaceae. The record is from RefSeq and is a predicted model, not a curated record. The transcript is spliced from 4 exons.
AUGGUGCACGCACGCACGCACGCACGCACGCUACUUGCCACACGAGGUGGGAUAUCGUCUUGGAACAACAUUCUCAUAGCUAGGAUCCGCGGCGGGAGGAACGCUGAAAACGUCAUCCUGACCACAUGUAUUUGCACGAAAGGCAUCGAUGAUCGUGCCCCGAAAGAGUUCAAGAAGUUUUGUCGUUUAAAUAAGUCGAACCAGCGAAGGCGACGUACGACGGCCGGGAAAGAGAAGAGAAAGUUUGAAGGUCUCUCGCGUCACUUGGAUAUGCAGAUGAAGUUUGGCUCAAAUCCGGGGUAUAUACCGGACGAGCCUGAUCGUGGUCAAGGGGACGACGUUAGAGAGUGGAAGCAUCGAGGUGAGAAUUUUGCGACGACGGGGCUGAUUAUGUAUGGAAUAACUGGCCAUUCGCCAUCGCCAUCCAAGAUCCCUUGCGGGAAGGUGAGGGAUAAUGUGAAGGCGGGAGUACCGGGUAUAACGGAGCUUACGAUGAGCAAGGCCAAGAGCUUGAAACGGUCGGUGUUUGAGGCCGCUGUUUGA